UUAUUGACAUGAUAGCUAAUAAGUUCUGAGUUUCACAGCCCAUUGAAUAGAAAUGUCAUAUUUUAGGUAUGUAUAAUAAAAGCCAACAAUUGUUAUUUUUCUUUUUUACUUUAUUUUUUUUUUAUGUGAACAAUGAAUAGAGCUACUGUAUGAUUUUUCAGGUUCUCAUAGGACUGAGAUUCCUAGCAAAGGGGGAUUUUCUGUCGGAAGUUUCAGACUUGCAUGGUGUAUCAAAAGCGUCAGGGGCAGUUAUUGUGGACGAGUUUAUUUCUAGUGUCAAUGCUAGAUUGAACAACAUCAGGUUUCCAACAGACAGAAAUGACAUCAUUCAGUUGAAGAGAACUUUUUAUCAAAAGUCUAGGAUCCCUAACGUGAUUGGAGCAGUAGAUUGGACAUUGAUUCCUAUUGAAGCCCCAAAAGAAAAUGAAGCUGCAUAUGUAUGCAGAAAAAAUUUCCAUGCACUUAAUGUGCAAGCUGUUUGUGACACAGAUAUGAGAUUUACAGACGUUGUGGCAAUGUGGCCAGGGUCACAGCAUGCCUCAGCAUUAUUUGAUGCAUGUGGUUUGAAGGAUUAUCUUGAAAGGACAGGUGCUGGGAUGCUGCUGGGAGAUAGUGGGUAUCCUUUAAGGAGGUACCUACUAACUCCGAAGUUGAAUCCCACUACACAACAAGAGGAGGAAUUCAACAAGUACCACAGUAGGGGCAGAAUGGUUAUUGAAAGGGCUUUCGGCUUGUUGAAGUCACGGUUUCGUUGCCUACACAGGACUGGUGGUGUACUUCAAUUCAAGCCAGGAAAGUGUGGCAAAGUUGUGCUGGCUUGCAUGAGGCUCCACAACUUAUGCGUUAAUCGAGGAGUGCCAGAACCUCAAGGUGUUAGACCAGAGGCAACAGAAAGCACCCCAUACAUCCUUGAUAACCCAGGAAGUGAAGAUGGGAAUUUAAGAGAUCAAAUUGUUAGAUUGUUUUAAAGUGUAUUGGUCUACAAUGUGCAAAUUGCCCAUGCUUUUUAAAGAUAUUUUACCCCAGACUUUGAUUUUAUUGCUCAAUGACAUCACUGUUUGGAGUUUGGAUGCGAGGAAUUAUAUCACGAGGGUGUAGCCUGGGUGAUAUAAUGAUGCACAUCUGGAUGACAAACUGUGUUUUAUCAAGCGAUAAAAUCACCAAUUUGGAUAUCUUAUUUCAAUUCUAACACAACAUCAACAAAUAAAUGUGCAGUUCCUGAGAUUAAGCAAAAUUGCCCCUGAUUUGUUUCCGUACUUCUUUUCAGAGUGUCGGAUUUUUAGCUCGACUAUACGAUGUAUCUUGAGAUCUGUCCUACUCGCCCUGGCGUGGGCGUCCAGAUUUCGGAUUAAAGUUUUGGUGCAGUAAAAUAUUUUUUACUAUAACCUUUUCAUUUCUUAAGGUAUUAACUUCAAAUAUAUGUUCCUUAUCAUCAACCACAUCUUAUGUGACAUGGUUCAUAACUUUAGCACCAAUAUUGUCAGUUUAAUCUCCCUUUGAACUUAGAAUUUUCCUUAAACAAUAUUAUUUUUUACUGUUAUUUCUUUAUUUUUUUACGGUAAUUAAAGGAUCAACUUCAUACUUCAAAUGUUUAUUCCUUAUCAUUAACCACAUAUAUGUGACAAGAUUUAUAACUCUAGCAGCAAUAUUGCAAGAAUUAUCUCCCCAUUAACAUAGAUUUUUACUUGAAAAAUGU
Molecule: messenger RNA, 1696 nt
Organism: Ruditapes philippinarum (Manila clam)
Lineage: Eukaryota; Metazoa; Mollusca; Bivalvia; Venerida; Veneridae
Product: putative nuclease HARBI1
Exons: 6
Coding region: 150-968 (272 amino acids)
Source: RefSeq, a predicted model, not a curated record